This is a messenger RNA of Haemonchus placei, 264 nucleotides long. The record is from the annotation of a GenBank genome assembly. Lineage: Eukaryota; Metazoa; Nematoda; Chromadorea; Rhabditida; Trichostrongylidae.
AUGGAGAAAAGUUUUAGGAACUUGGGUGCAUAUGAGAUUACUCAAAAGUGCACGGGACCUGAGACUGGUUCGCCGCGAAAAUGUCUCGGUCCCGAACGUUUAGCCGGAAGCAGUCAGGAGCCACCUAUCCUGCUAAUAGGCGAUCCGAUCGGGGAUCAGGGCCAGCGUGAUGUGGAAAACAAGCGGAUGCAGAAGCCGCCGAAGGAUUAUUUUUUAAGAUACACAGGUGUGAUUUUCUUGGUGUGGGCGUUAGGUAGUUUUUAG